Volvox carteri f. nagariensis is the source of this 2016-nucleotide messenger RNA. RefSeq lists its product as uncharacterized. Lineage: Eukaryota; Viridiplantae; Chlorophyta; Chlorophyceae; Chlamydomonadales; Volvocaceae. The record is from RefSeq and is a predicted model, not a curated record. The transcript has 13 exons. The annotation marks the transcript as partial. Gene Ontology annotation, cellular component: plasma membrane.
UAUCCAACUGACCUCGGAAAUGGCACGGUUUGCAUGCCGCGCGGCCAGUGCUAUUGCGAGGGCUGGUUGAGGAGCAGGGGUACCAGCAUUGAGAAAACAAUUGCAAUUACAUUGCAAUGGGUCGUCUUUGCCUUAUCCGUCGCUUGUCUCGGAUGGUAUGCGUACCAGGCAUGGCGAGCGACGUGCGGGUGGGAGGAGGUUUAUGUGGCAUUGAUUGAGAUGAUGAAGAGUAUUAUCGAGGCCUUUCACGAAUUCGAUUCACCUGCGACUCUGUGGCUAUCUAGCGGAAACGGGGUUGUCUGGAUGCGAUACGGCGAAUGGUUGCUUACAUGCCCGGUGCUCCUGAUCCACUUGUCAAAUUUAACUGGGCUCAAAGAUGAUUACAGCAAGCGGACAAUGGGUUUGCUCGUCUCCGAUGUCGGAUGCAUCGUAUGGGGUGCCACAUCCGCCAUGUGUACGGGAUGGACCAAGAUCCUGUUCUUCCUUAUCUCACUUUCUUACGGCAUGUACACGUACUUCCACGCCGCCAAGGUUUACAUCGAGGCAUUUCACACGGUGCCCAAGGGCAUCUGCCGUGAGCUGGUGCGGGUCAUGGCAUGGACCUUUUUCGUCGCGUGGGGCAUGUUCCCCGUGCUCUUCUUACUGGGAACUGAGGGAUUCGGCCACAUUUCACCUUAUGGUUCGGCCAUCGGCCAUUCCAUAUUAGACUUGAUCGCAAAGAACAUGUGGGGUGUUCUCGGCAACUACCUGCGUGUCAAGAUCCACGAGCACAUCCUGUUGUACGGCGAUAUACGGAAGAAGCAGAAGAUCACCAUCGCAGGCCAGGAGAUGGAGGUGGAGACUCUUGUGGCCGAAGAGGAGGACGACACGGUCAAACAGUCGACUGCCAAGUAUGCAUCUCGUGACUCGUUCAUCACCAUGCGCAAUCGUAUGCGGGAGAAGGGCUUGGAGGUGCGGGCCUCACUGGAUGCCGGUGGUGGCGACAGCGGUAUGGAGGCCGGCGGUGGCGGCGCCGCACACGCCCAACCACACAUGGCAAAGCCCGGCACGGAACUGGGCAAGACGAUGUCCGCCAGCUUUACAAACGGAGCCGCCACAAGCUUGGAGCCGGGCCGGGUUAUCCUGGCCGUUCCGGACAUUUCCAUGGUCGACUUUUUCAGAGAACAGUUCGCGCAGCUGCCCGUGCCGUACGAAGUCGUACCCGCCCUUGGCGCCGAGAAUACCGUACAGCUGGUACAGCAGGCUGCGAUGUUGGGCGGCUGCGACUUUGUGCUGAUGCACCCGGAGUUCUUGCGUGACCGCGGACCCACGGGUCUGCUGCCACAGGUCAAAAUGAUGGGUCAGCGUACGGCAGCGUUCGGAUGGUCUCAGAUGGGCCCCAUGCGCGACCUCAUUGAGAGCUCUGGUGUUGGCGCCUGGCUUGAGGGGCCCAGCUUCGGCUCCGGAAUCAGCCAGGCUGCUCUCCAGCAGCUGGUGGUGAAGAUGCAACAGGCCAAGCGCAUGGCGGCCAUGGGUGGCGGCAUGGGCAACGGCAUGGGCAUGGGCAUGGGUAUGGGCAUGGGCAUGGGUAUGGGCAACGGCAUGGGCAACGGUAUGGGUAUGGGCAACGGCAUGGGCAACGGUAUGGGUAUGGGCAACGGGAUGGGUAUGGGCAACGGUAUGGGUAUGGGCAACGGUAUGGGUAUGGGCAACGGUAUGGGUAACGGCAUGGGCAACGGGAUGGGCAUGAGCUCUCCGCAGCUGCAACUGCAGCAGUCGUCGUCAAUGCCCCUGGGUGGACUGGCCCCGAACCGUAUCGGCAACAAUCCCUUGUUCGGCGCCGCACCGUCACCUCUUCACUCACAGCCCGGUGCCAGCCCCACAGGAUUGUCCUCACCGCAAUUAGGCAUGGGUGCGAUGCUGCCCGCUGGUACCAGCGUCGGUGCCGGUGGCGGUUCAGUGGGACCGACGGAAACAGAUAUGCUGCAACAGCUGAUGACCGAGAUCAAUCGCCUCAAGGACGAGCUGGGCGAGUAA